Molecule: messenger RNA, 4374 nt
Organism: Elgaria multicarinata webbii
Lineage: Eukaryota; Metazoa; Chordata; Lepidosauria; Squamata; Anguidae
Gene: TLCD3A
Product: TLC domain containing 3A
Exons: 5
Coding region: 15-797 (260 amino acids)
Biological process (GO): lipid homeostasis
Cellular component (GO): endoplasmic reticulum; membrane
Source: RefSeq, a predicted model, not a curated record
AGGCGGGCCGGGCGAUGUGGCAGGCGCUGGCCCUCGGGGCGCUCUUCUUCCCGGGGCUUUUCGCCUUCUCCAUCCGGAGCCUGCGCUGGGUGGCGCCGGCAUGGAGCCUCAAGGACCGCGUCGUCCUCAGCAGCAGGUUGGUGUCCUCCAUUCAAGCCAUCAUGGCCACCGUUUCGGGAAUCGUAGUCAUCGUUAGCUGCAGCGAUGUGGUUAACGGCAGGCACUGGAUUGCUCGGGAAUACGUCUGGUUCGUGGUUUCCUACAUGACUUACGACAUCUACGCCAUGUACCUCUGCUACUGGCACAAGAACAUUGACAAAGAACCGGGCGACGCGAUGCACUCUCUGGCCAGCGUGAAGAGUUUCCUGCGGAAGGAGAGACUCAUGGUCACGCACCACCUCUUCAUCCUCAUCGUCCUGACGCCCGUAGCCGUGCACUUCCGUGGCGAUAGGGGAGACUUUUUUGUCGGCUGCAUCCUCACGGCCGAGCUGAGCACCCCCUUUGUGUCCCUGGGCAAGAUCCUGAUGCAGCUGAAAAUGCAAGACUCCCUCUUGCACAAAGUCAACGGCGUCCUCAUCCUGGCGACCUUCUUCCUCUGCCGGAUCGUGCUCUUCCCCUACAUGUACUGGGCCUACGCGCGGCACAUGGGCCUCCCGGCCUACGAGGUGCCGUUCCGCAUCCCCCUCCACUGCAACGUGGCCAACGCUGUGCUGAUCGCCCCGCAGCUCUACUGGUUCACCCUCAUCUGCCGGAAGGCCACGAGGCUGUACAGCAGCGCGCCCGACCGAGCCAGAUAACGGCGGCUUUGGGCCUGUCCUGUGAGCACCGGGCGCCCUCGCCCUCGCCUUUCGGCUUUGGGGAGGGCGCAUGGGGUUGGAACCUGCACGGGGUUUUCGCCAGGGGUACCCUUGACCGGCAACGGAACCCCGGGUACCUCCCUUGGCAUAGAAUGGCGGCAACAAGGUUCGAGGUUUAUCGGAAACUCCUCUCUUCCACGCAUACCGGGAUCUACUACCACAACCGUUGUGGUGUUCCAGACAGAGGCAGAGUGACCCCGCAGGACCUAACCUCUCAGGGCUCCGGCCCUGCAAGGAUUCGGAAACAUUCCUUCUUGCCAACGCCGCUGUUUCCUCGAUCGCCCGUCGCUCAACAUCUGCACUGCUGUUUCCCCCUUUCUCCCCACCCCCAGCGCAAUGUUGAUCCCUUCUCCCCUCUAAACUCCGCACCCUUCUCUCAAUUCCACUCCAAGAUUGAAGGUGCAGCCUCUGCAGCCGGCUUUGCGGAAAGUGAACCAACCCGCGUCCUCCUUUUGCCGCAAGGCCGGCCGGCGAUAAAACUUCGAUUCCCUCGCUCAGAUAUUCAAAGGCCCACCCCCUGUCCCAAAAGUACUUUUCGAAUGCUGGAGAACUCGUUUCCCCAAGAACUGAAUUUUCUUUCUUUUCUCUUUUAAAAGCCAAGUUUCCAGUCCUCAUGGCUGCAAAGAUAAGGAACGCUGGGGUGAAACUGCAGAAGCCGGGGGAGAGGGGGAAGCGAGGUCGCCCUCGUAGGGCGGGUGUCCUUUGCACCGUGUUGCUCUUCCCUGCCUGUCGCGGAAGCUGAAUAAAUCAUGCAAAAUAAGCAACCGCAAACAGGCUUGCUCGUGGCUCAGCGGGACAGCACCUGCCUUGCAUGUGGGAAGACCAGGGUUCAAUUCCCGGCAUCUCCGGUUAAAAUAGAAUAUCAGAUGGGGAAGACCGCCUCUUCCCAAAUCUCGGAGAGGACAAAUACCAACUUUCUCCACUGGCGCUCACACAUUUUGGGAUCCCGUACGGUCCGGAAAAACCGAAAAGGGGGCUGCCGUUUCAUCCGCCGAAGCCAGCUGUAGCUUCUGAGUGCCUUCAAGGGACUGGGGGAUGAAGCCGAGGAUAAUUCAAGAACCCCAAUGCUAUCUCGGAAGCCGGAUUAGGAGCGGGAGUCCAGAAACCGGGGACGGAGGCGGAAGACAUCACGAACACCAAGAUGGUGGUGCUUUGGGUGUCCAACUCCACCCCCAACCCAAACAAUGGGCCAUCCUUUGGUUUUUGUUCUUUGCUUAAGUUUCAAAGAGAGAAAGUAGUAAAAAUUGGGAGGGUUUUUUAGGCGAAAGAAGGAUUAUGUACGGCAGGGAGGAUGGGACGCUGAGCCAUUGUUUCUGCCGCACGGAACGCAAUGGCAGGGUUGCUGGGCUACCCAUUCUUUUCCAUUUCUGAAUACUGUGCGACUUUGCCCCACAUCGCCUGGCCCUGUUUGAUCCCAUGGGGAUGGAAGGUGAACCCUCCCCUGCCUCUCAUGCCAGCACCGACACAUGAGGAGCGCCGCCUGAGUCAGGCCUAACUCCAGGCAUCGGAACUGCAAGAUGUAGCACCGUAUUCUUUGAGAAGGAAAGUGGGGCGUCAUACAACCCAAACGUCUUUUUGGGGAGCAGGGAUGAUUGGGCAGCGGGGGGGGCGCCCCCUUCUUAGGAAGCCUUGCCCAACCUCCAGAUGGAUGGGACUUCAACUCCCAUCAGGUGCCAGCUGCCACGGCCAGGAAUGCUGGGAGAUGUAGUCCAGGUUGGGGCCACCUCUUCUAGAGGGUCAAAAACUCAUAAGACGAUGGCCAAAUCUCCAAGCCUCCCUUAUUUGAAUUAUGACCAAGAAGGUGCCCCCCUAGGUCAGGGGACAGUCAAAUGGUAGAUCUCCAGUUUGGACUGCAGCUCCCAGAAGCUCCUGCCAGCACGGCUAACAGUCAGGAACCCUGGGAGUUGAAGUCCAAAAUAUUAGGGCUUUCUAAAGUGUUGGUGGCCAUUUUAUGUAGAAUCCACCGUUUUGUUCACAGCCCUAAUGUGAAGCGAGAAGCGAUCCUACAACCCCCAGCAUACGUCGCUAAGGAGGGAUGUACCGGGGUCGGGGAACAGUGGGCGUUUGUGGCAAUCUGGGCUGUGCACGUCUCUGGAUGGUUCGCCGCAUGUUCGGUGAGCGCCUUGCAACUGCCCGCCUUUCCCCGCUGCUUGUAAAUGCUGGGCUCGCAAAAGUGCGCUUGCGGCCAAUGGCUACCGUAAAAAGCCAUUUCCGCAAGAUCAGAGGCGUUUACGGAACAGACAGUGAGCCAUCCAGGGACUUGCAUGGCCCGGAUCUGGUAGGCAAGGUCACAAGCACCCGCCACUCCUGGACCCUGUUAAGUCCCUCCCUCCCUAGCAAUGCUGGGAACUGUAGUAUCUUCCCUCACUUCACACUAGGGUUGUGCACAAAAUGGCAGAUUCUCCAUAAAAUGGCUGCCGAUGCUUCGGAAUUCCGAAGCGGAAGCUUGCACAGCCUAACACAGCCUUCCUCAACCUGGGGCGCUCCAGAUGUGUUGGACUGCAUCUCCCAGAAUGCCCCAGCCAGCUGGGGAGUUGUAGUCCAACACAUCUGGAGCGCCCCAGGUUGAGGAAGGCUGCCCUAACAGAAGAUCUAGAGAUCUUAUUUUUUGACCACCCUGCCUUUAUGGGGAGACCCUCAUAAAAUUUAAAAAUGCACUAAUCCCAGGACGCCUUCCCGGUUUUCAUAUUUUUUUGCUCCUCUGUAAGCCAUCUGCUGUUUUCUCUUAACAAUAACCACUCCGGCAAACACGUGUGUGUGUGUGUGCCGUAUUUAUUUCACCCGGGUGUCUGCAUCUUUUUCUUUAAAGGAUUCUAUGCCAGCCCCCCACCCUGCAACCUGGUGCCUUCUGGGUGUGUUGGACAACACAUCCUGGCUGGGGAACGUUGGGUGUUGUAGUCCCAACACAUCCAGGGGGUAGCAAAUUGGGGGACGCCUUUCUACGCUGUCAGUUUUUCUUGGUUGUCCCAAGACGUCAUAAGUGUUUAGACCUACCAAAUCUUGAAGAUUUCCUGCUAGGGUCAGGGAAUAAGGUUAAAAUCAAGAUAAUUGUAUUUAUAUUUAAUUUUAUGGGUUAUGUUGUUGUUUCCCCCUCUUUCUUUCUUGGAUCUAGUCAAGAUCAAAUAACAAAAAGCGUGUGCCGUAGGCAUUUGUUCUACUUACUUCUAAUACCCCACCGACAGAGAGAGAUAUGGUCAGAAAUACGUUUUUCGGCCUUCCAAAAGACCGUAAAAGAUGUGCCCGAAACAUCUGGCCAGUUUGGAAGAACAUUUCUGUGUUUUUAGACGCCUGUGACCAGACUCUGCCAAAACACCUAGCCUAUUUCCAGCGUUUACACUACUCUUGCGGGACAAUGUGCCGGCCGGCGCAUCCUCCUUACUGUGAUAACAGCCCUGGCACGUGGGCGAAGAUGAGCGGAAAAUAGACACGGACUAAAUCACUGGAUUACGGCUGCUUUCCCGCGAGACGAGCACCCGGACAUUUGAAAGCAGUCCAAUAAAAUAUUUCUCUUGUGAAA